UAAUGUCUUAAUAAUUAAAAGGGGCAUACAAAUAACAAACCAGAAGAAUGACUUGGGAAUCUUAAUUUGAAUUUACAAAUGAGAAAUGUUAAAGUUUUGUCAGUUCUGAGAGCUGACAAAGAGAAAUGGAGAAGAAUCAAAUUCUGAGAUACUAUGGUGAUCAAAGAUCAAGAUUGAUAUUUCUCAUAACUCUUAAUGAACUGACUGGCAAGAACCUGUAAAUAAGAUAUGAGUUAUGGGGAGAAUAGGAGGUUUUUUUGUAGUACAGAAAUGGUGAUACAUUACUGAAAUUGUACUUAUGAUUAAAGGAGAAGACAUUUCCUUAUUUUUUUUAUUUUGAUGAGGGUAAUGCUUAUAAUAUUAUAUUUCUGUUCACUAGAACUAGACGGUAGACUUUAAGACCUCUUCUUCUUAUCAUAACUUGAUGUUUCAGGAGCAUGUUUUCAUUGUGAACCAAAACACCAAAAGCAGUCUAAUGUCUUAAAACAGAUACUGAGAAACAUGGAGGAAAAGAAACUCUUCCUAUUUCUAUAGCACACUUUUCAAACUUCGAAGAAAGUGAAGAAAAUCUAGUAGAUCAAACACUAGAAUGCUUACACAAUUACUUUCUUAUUAUGGUUGCAAUUUGGGAUUCCAUAUCAUAAGACUAUUUCAAAUUCAGAUCAUCAGUGGCUUGUACAUAUCAAUAUAUACAGAUACCCAUGAGGGUAUAUUGAUGUGAUAGUCCCUUAGAGCUUCCUUUUUCUUUCCAACACCCAAGAAUAUUGGGGAAAAUUGCAGAAGAAUUCAUGACUCCAGGUGACUGCCCACUCAUUGGCAGGUUAACACUUAAUAAACUGAAUGGAAUAGACCCAAAUUUUGUACCGUUUGAGAAGCUGGAAAAAGGAUGGCUGAGUUCUUAAUAGUACAUCUGGCUCAAAAUUGCCGGGGUGGGGGAAUGGGAGAGAGAUGAUCCCCCACAUAUGGGAUAAGCAGUUGAGUGGUGCUUAUCCCAUAUGUGCAUCCCUCCUUCUUCCUAUUUAUGUGACCCAGAACAGAGUAUUUGCGGCUUAUUCUUUGCUUCUGGGUACACAAAUGCACAUGCUUACCCAUUGAUGUAACACAAGGUGAGACCAGGAAAUUUAUAGAUGCAACUGCUGUUUCAUUACAAAGAAGAAAAUAGAAGUGCCUCUUGUGGCAAUUGCUGGUGAACAGACUAUAAAUAAUUGCAGAAGCCAUAUUUGCCUAUCUUUUCUCCUAUGUUGCAGUGUUUAAAAUGUUUAAAGAGUUGAAUAUUUAGGUAUAUUAAAGAUUUCACAUAAUAUUACAUACAGCAGAUAUGUGAAUGGGCACAAUGGAGAUCAUAUUCAUUUGUAUAGCUUAACUGUACUUUGUUUUUUAUUUUGUGUCUGUAAAAUGGGAUAGUAAUUUAUGUUGAUUGAGAGCUGUACAAUAGCUUUGUAAAUUAAUGAAAUUCAGUUCUGUUUUACAAUUCUGUAGAAUCUAUAAGCAGCAUCUUGUUCACUAAUACAACUUCUUUAUAUAGACAUUUUCAUGCUGGGUACUGAAAAUGAGAAGGUAAAAGGGAGCAAGAAUUUCUGUUUUGUUUGUUCUGAGUUGACUGCUGUUUCUUUCACUUAAUAGCAGUAGUUAUAAGACCUUUAUUGGAGGCAUUUGAAUAAAAUGCUCAGUCAAGUUGUAAAACCAUUUUAUCUUGUGUCCCUUAGUUUUCCAUUUCAUUUGUAACAAAAAUAUUGACAAGCUGAAUAUAGUAAUUUCAUGGGAGUUUAUGUUUGAUUUUGUCCAUACCAGCAAAGAGGAGUAGCAUUCAGAAGAAAUAACAUCUUUUAUUAAUUAAAAGGAUUCUAAUUGUUGUGAUUUAUCUUUGAAAGUCCAUAACAGAUACACCAUGGCAAAUAUAUUUUAUAAUGUGUUAAAGCCAGAGUGCAGAAACUAUAGCCGACCAACCUCUAUUUUUUUGGGUGGGGAGGGAGAUAAUUUCCUGAAUUGAAUGGAUCCUAACAUUUCACCUUUUUAAAAAUUGACUGAUGGUUUAAGGUGAAACCAGUUUCAUCUCUUAAAAACUCAGCCCUCCAUAUAUCCUUCCUGUGCAUAUUUUAGAAAACCAGACUUUGAUGCACUGUGCAAAACUUAGUUAAAACUAAUGCAACCGGUACAGUUCUGAUUUAAAAAUGUAUUUUGCAAUUAUUAAUGAAAUUGAAAAGUCUUUUCCAUCAUUUGAGCAUCCCACAAAUUAUUUGCUUAAAUAUUGUUAUAAAGUACUCGAAAUUUCCUAGUCCCAAAGGAUAUUUGGGAUAAAAUGUGGCCACUUAUUAUUUCCGUGAGAAGAAAGAAGAUGAGCUGACAUUGGUUCUUUGUAAGCUUUACUAAUGUACUUGUCUUUUAAAAGCGUCAUUUAGUAGCUUAUAGACAUCAGUUGAGUGCCUUUAAAAUUAAUUCUGGCAGCAGAGAAGAUGAUUGAGGAUUGCACUGUCAUGAUAUACAACAAGUAGUCAUUAUCUAAGGUAUCAAAAGAACUGAAUUACAAUAGGCUUUUAAGAGGUGGAACAAUUAGACGUAUGUAAACAUUUAUUGCUUUUUUAUUACUUUUUUUGAUGUGUCACAGCCAAUGUCCUCCUUCUUUGGAGAUCUGCUUAGCACCAACCUGAUGGUAUUCAGGAAAUUUGCCAGAACCAAAUGUUUCAAAAAAUGUAUAAGAAUUAAUGACAUGGCAGACUCCCCUUCCCAUAAAAGAUGAUUUUUGCUGCUAGAAGUGUUUUUCUCGGUGUAAACUUUUGACUAGAAAGUUGAUUGGUAUUUUAAAACUUCCUCUGUUUUAUUUUCUAUAAUUUGUAAGCAGCUGUGAACAUUUUGGACUAAGCAGCAUAUAAAUCACAGGAAUGAAUGAAUAAGAGGGCGGGGAAUUACUGCAUCUGUUGCCUUAUAUUCUAGUAGGGAAUUUGUUCAAUAUUUUUUAAAGUUUUUUUAAAAGUCUUUUAAAGUUUUAAUCAAUUGGGUUAGCUUUUUAUUUGCAUGUUUGUAUCCUUAAAAAUGCGACACAAGACUUCAUUUACAAAAUAUUUGUUUUGGAAAGACUCAUUCUUCUUUAUGAUUAUUUUUUCUUCAGUAACGCUUCCUAGUAUUUUGCUGGUUAGUAUUAAAAAGAACUUUUAUAAGUGCUCUUCUGUUGAGGUUGCCUUAUUUGUGGCCAGUCUGAAAUCCAAUUCAUUGCUCUUCAGCCCACUAAAACUGGCAGAUUUAUUUCUGAACUACGCUGUGACUUUCACAUUUAUGUUAAUAAGCAUGUAAAGCAAAUGAGAGUACAUAUGGUACUUGAUAAAUGGCCCACAGAUCCUCUGGGAGUUCUUCCCAGUUUUCCCACCUCCCAUCUGAUCAGCAUUCUGUUAGAAGUUUCAACAGAUCACUCAUUGCCCGCUAUUAAUGUUAGCAAGAAAAUAGCCUUAAAAUAGAAGUGCUGGGUGGGGAUGAAACAAGGUCAAACUUACUUAUUUCCUUGGUAUGAGCAGCAGUGAGGAAUCAGAAGCCUACAAGGAGUUUACAGGUGAUGUAUCGCCAAUCAGUAUGUCACCCAUCAGUCAGUCACAAUUUAUUCCACUUGGAGAAAUCCUUUGCUUGGCCAUCUCAUCAAUGAACUCAGCACGAAAACAAGUCACGCAAGAAGCAUUAAUAGAGCACCUAACAACCUGCUUUCCUGGUGUUCCAACUCCAAGUCCCGAAAUCCUUCGUCAUACCUUAAACAUGCUUGUACGAGAAAGGAAAAUAUACCCAACUCCAGAUGGUUAUUUCAUUGUGACUCCACAGACUUAUUUUAUAACACCUUCUCUCAUAAGAACUAACAGUAAAUGGUACCAUCUGGACGAGAGGAUACCUGACAGGUCUCAGUGUACCUCUCCACAGCAAGGAACUAUAACUCCUUCCACCUCGGGCUGUGUCAGAGAUCGAACGUUACCUAAAAACCACUGCGACUCUUGCCAUUGUUGCAGAGAAGACAUGCAUAGCAUGCAUGCAUCAACUCUACAGAGGAAAUCAACAAAAGACUGCAAAGACUCUUAUUGCCCCCCUUCUCUUUGCCAGGUGCCACCCACUGAAAAAAGUAAAAGUACUGUAAAUUUUUCUUACAAAACAGAGACACUUUCAAAGCCUAAAGAUGGAGAAAAGCAGUCUAAAAAAUUUGGGCUAAAAUUGUUUCGACUGAGUUUCAAAAAAGAUAAGACAAAACAGCUGGCCAAUUUUUCUGCCCAAUUUCCUCCUGAAGAAUGGCCUUUACGGGAUGAAGAUACUCCUACCACUAUACCUAGGGAGGUAGAAAUGGAGAUUAUUAGACGUAUCAAUCCUGAUCUGACUGUGGAAAAUGUCAUGCGGCACACUGCACUAAUGAAGAAGCUUGAAGAAGAAAAAGCUCAAAGAAGCAAGGCUGGAUCAUCAGCUCAUCAUAGCGGGAGGAGCAAAAAGAGUAGAAGUCAUAGAAAAUCUCAUGGAAAAUCUCGGUCGCACAGCAAAACUCGAGUCUCUAAAAUAGAUCCUUCAGAGGGUUCUCAUUUAGAUGUUCCAGGUGAAAGGGAAUAUGAUUUCUAUGAUCCCCUCAUGAGGUCCCCAAGGGAAGGCUGCUACAUAAUAGAACACAAAAGGGACAACUUUAUCAUGCACAGCAGUCCUAAUGUUCUUGAGUCUCAUUUUCCUAUGACACCUGAAUGGGAUGUAUCUGGUGAACUGGCCAAAAGGAGAACAGAAAUGCCUUUUCCUGAACCUUCAAGAGGAAGCUCCCAUUCUAAAGUCCAUCGAAGCCACAGCCACACACAGGACCGAAGAUCAAGAAAUGAGAGAUCUAAUAAAGCCAAGGAACGAUCUCGAUCUAUGGAUAACUCAAAAGGACCUCUGGGUACUGCUUCCUUAGGUACCCCUGAAGACAUAAUUGAAGCUUGCAGCCAAGAUGACCAAGCAACCAGUCAAACAUAUAUAGAUGAUAGCACCUUAAGGCCUUCACAAUCACUUAGUCAUCAAAGGGCUCUUCUGUCAUCUGUAAAUUACAAAGAGGUAAUUAAACCUGAAAAGAUUGUUGGCAGUGGAGAAAUUCCUACUUCCUGUACCUUGUUAGAACAAAGCAAACCAACUGAGAAUUUACCACCUUAUAAUGAACUCAGUUCUUGUACAACAAAAUCAGCCAUUGACGAUUAUUUUCAGUGUAAUACUUCCAGUGAAACAGUACUCACAGCUCCUUCACCUUUAGGAAAAAACAAAGAUGACAGUGACCCAGUGAUUUUGGCAGAUAGUACAAAAAAAGUCUCUCCCUCAGAAAGACAGUCGCAGCACUUAGCUAGAGAACCAGGAGUUCAUAGAGAGGAGUCACCUAAAGGGCCAAGUAAUAGUAGUGGGCCAAUUGCUUCAAGUCAGACAGCUGAAGUAAUUACAAAUGGCCGACUAGCUCAACAUCAUAGCACAGAGUCCAGUAGCCUUGAUAAGAGGAAAGAAAUAUUUAGUAAAGACACACUUUUUAAGCCUCUCCACAGUACUCUAUCUGUCAACAGUUUUCACAAACCUAAUGUGCCACACUUAAAACCUCAUCAAAAGACACCUUCUGAAACUUUGCCGAGCAGAUGUGAUAAACUUGAACAAGCUAUGGUAACCUCAGUCACACAAGUCAUACCAAUUUCCCAGAGGCAGCAAGAAACAGCUGGAAACCAAGAAGCAGCUUUUGAUUAUUACAAUGUCUCUGAUGAUGAUGACUCUGAGGAAGGGACUAAUAAGAAUACAGAGGAAGAGAAGAAUCGGGAUGAUGUGGGCACUAUGCAGUGGCUUCUUGAGCGGGAGAAGGAAAGAGACUUGCAGAGGAAAUUUGAAAAGAAUCUCACUCUACUUGCUCCAAAGGAAACGGAAAACAGCAACAGCCAGAGAGCCACACAUUCAGCAAGGCUGGACAGCAUGGACAGCAGUAGCAUCACAGUUGACAGUGGAUUCAAUUCUCCACGUACUCGUGAAAGCUUAGCUUCCAAUACUUCAAGCAUUGUUGAAAGCAACAGACGCCAAAAUCCAGCUCUCAGUCCUGCACAUGGUGGUGUAGGUCCAGUGUUCAGCUUCCGAGCAACUGCUGACCCUCCAACAAGCGAAACUGAAAAACUGCAGAAACCCGCUAAUUGCUUGCAAGCUUCUGUUACAAGUGUUUGAUAGUGCUUCUGCCUCACAUCUUCUGUCUCAUCGUAUGCAUCAAAGUUUACGACACUGAGAUUGAUGUUUACGUGUUUGGAGGGAAAAAAUAAACCAGGCAUUUUAACUGCAUAGUUUUUGUGUCAACUUAAACUGUGCUGCUAGAUAGGCUAGGGGCAACAAAGAAAUCUUUAUUUCAAGGCAUUGCUUUUCACAUUUUGCGGCUCUGUAGCAACAGAAUAGGGACAAUAUGUACACUUUCGCUUCACUUAUUGUAACUGAGCACAUAUAUGAAAGUCUAGACACUGUAAGUGUAAUCUGCAUUUUCAAUGUCAUGCAGUUGCCAACUUCAUUUAAAAAUGCCACAGAUAUGUGAUGCCCCACCACUGAUUAAACUGUUUACCACAGAUGUGAUUUUUUUUCCUUUAUAAACUGAGCCUUCAUUGAAAGUAAACAGCUAAGGGUCACCUUGAAGGCAAACAAUGCCAAACAAGAUUAGGAAAGACCUCAGCUCUACCUGUGAAUUAUUUAUAUAUCUGUCAUUUUCACUGUGAGUCUUCAUGACAUGAUCUUGCAAGAAAUCAUAGCAAAAGUAAGUUAAAAGAGGUCAUGUUUUAAAAAUGUGGGAAGAGGUAGGCGCUAAUGGAGAAGUUACUAUUUUUAUGUUACUUGAGUUCUUUUAAACUAAAAAGUAGAUAUUUGCCUAAAUCCUAUUUCUUAAUUUUGCAUAUUUGCAAGGAGGGGUUUAAUACUUGUAAUAGAUGGUGAGUAAAGAAAAUACUAACUUUGACUGGGACACAUCGUUAAGUGACAGGAGAGGUAGCAAACACAGCAAAUACUAAAUAGCAAAUAAAGUUAAGCAAUCACUUUAAUGUGUUACCCCAGCUAUUACCCCCAAAUAUUACUAAUAUUGAAAGAAUUUGAACAAUUAUUAAAAAAAGCUCUUUGUAAUACAAAUAAUAGUGGCCUGAAGAGUUGAUUUCUUUCUAUGGAAGGACAUAUUAUAUUUCUAUUUUAUGUAGAUUUUAGAGUGCCUAAAUUAGGCUAUUGAAAUGAGCAUACAUUGUAGAAAACAGAUAUAGAGACUAAUAAACUUCAGGCUUUUUAUUGAAUUAUAUUUCUUUGUAAGUAAACAUUGUAUGGAAAUACUAAGUUUAAGAACAAUCACAGAAAUUGAAAUUAAACAUAUCUAGAAGUGUUGCUGAUAUGCAGAGAGAUCACUUUUCUGAUAUGAGAGGUGAGAAAAAUUGAUGCAUUGAUGCAUAGAAAGCUUAAUUAGAUUUUUCAUCAUCAAAAGCUAGGUCCAUAAAAUACAUUAUUUACCUCUCACAUAAAAUUCACAAAGUUAAUAACAGAAGUUCUGUAUGCAUUGAUUUAUUAUAAAGUAUAUGUCCUGCAAUGGCUAAUCCAAAGUAAUUUAUUUUUGAAAAAAAAAGUAUACUAAAUUAAUGGUUAGAAAGGUUUACAGUUUCAGAAGUAAACUUGAAUAAUAUAAAGGGCCAAAUUCUGCUUCAGUUAUUUAUGCAAUCCCACAUUGCAGAGAAUUAGUUUUUCAAACAAUCAUAAUUGUGGUGCAAGUCAAACUAUGAAAUUCAGUAAGAUCAGGAGUAGUGUAAAUUGUUGUGCACAUUGACAUUUACACUAUUUGUCUUUUGUUGAUCUUCAGGUGAUAAAAUCAAACAUACCAUUAAAGGCAGUAUUUCAUUAGCUAUUGGUAACAAUAUAAUUUCUCAAGCUUCAUUUGUGUUCUGUGUUGUCUUCUGAAGGUGCACUUUGAAACCGGUUUUGAACGGCUUGCAGGUGCUUCUUGAAAUAGCUUUAUAAAUCUUAGACUUACUUGGUUUCAGUUUACAUUUUGAUCAGUUAUUCCAUUGUUAAAUCUGGGGGGUUUGGAACCUGUUGAAAAACUUAGAAGUAUCUUUUGCAUUUCUGAACAAGCAGGAACCGCUUUCUUCCCUUCAGUUUUGGGAAGCGUUCCACCAUGCUUCCUGAAUCACUUCAUUUUGAGUUGCAACCAUUCUAUACUUAGAACAAGCAGUACAGGAGAAGGACUACAUACUUUAUUUAUUAUCAUGUGUAAAUUCUGUUUCCUGCAAAGAGAAAGGUAGCACCCACUGCACGUAAUGAAGAAUAUUAUGCUGCUUGAUUCCUUGGUCGCCUCUCUAAAUUUGAAGCUAUGUUGUAAUAAACCAGUAAGGCAUUGCUGGACAGAAUUUACUACUGACACAUAAAACAUUAGCAGUAUUUUAAUAGAUGCAGAUUCCAAAUAGGUUUUGAGGAAAAAACUGUUACCAUAGUCAUUAUAAUUUGAAUAUGAAAUAUGUUCUGAUAGUACCGUAUGUAUUAGUUCACCAAGUAAAAAUUGUAGAAACAGAUUGCUUAACUUAUGGCCAAAAGCAAAAAUUAAAACACAGUAUUAAAAUGGGGCAGAUAUUACCACAUAUGGGAAAUUACUUUUUUCAUCAAUGAGAAUUAUUGAAAUGGGUACCUGUAGCAGUUAUGCAAAAUAAAUCACACCACUGUUACAUUUACAGAUUAUCUUAAGUUGACAUUUAAGGGUUCCCAAAGAAGAGCUUUAAAAAGGUCCUGGCUAUGUUGGCAUGGUUAUUGGCCAAUAGUAUGUUUAUGACUUUUUAUUAGCAUUAAUGUAAUUCUUGCAACAUGUAAUAUAAACAGAAGUUACAAAAAGAAAUGUUCUUAUUGUGCAUUAUUUUUUAAGGAAAGCCCAUCUUGAGAUUAUAGAUAUAUACCCACAGGAGUGGAGCUUGAGUGUUGAGUGACAAACUGUUAUCCUGUGAUAAAUUUACAAUGAUCUUAUAUUAAUUACAUGGUUGAUUAUCCUCCUUUUACUAUAUCAGCUGAAAGGUUUACAAAACCAGAAUGCGUUGAAUUUCUAUGUUGUGACUUUAAAGGGUCAACACAAAUCUGUCGGCAUUUUGCACACUGAAUAUGUAUUAUUAUAAUACAACAUAUUACUUUUAUGGUAAAAAAAAAGAUUUUUUUACACAUAUAACUACCUCCAUGAAUUUGAUGAAAUGCAGCAACAUUUUAAAAAAAAGGUAAUGUUAAGAGCAGCAUUUAAAACUUUUAUGAAGAAAAAAGGCCAUGAUGUUCUCUCGUGUGUCGGUGCUUGUGUAUGAAGUCAUUUUUCAUUGCCAUGAUUUCCUGUUACUGUGUUAAAUUGGCUUUUGACUUUAGUAGUACAAGAUUUUAUAAAAAGUUGUAGAAUCUUUUAGAUAAACAAAGGGAGGAUCAAAAUUGUCCUUUGUAUUUUCAUUUCUGUCGAAAUGUCGACCUGAUAGGAAGUCAAGUGUUGCUUGUAAUUUAGAAGCCUGUUAAUAGAUACAGUAUAUGGAAUAUGACUGGCAGUUUAGGGCUUAACAGGAGACACGCCGGCUAUUUUAACUGCCUCCAUUGGAACACUUUGGGCCCUAUUCUGCCCUACUUGUGGGUAGAAGCAUGCCAGAAUUUAACUUGCAUCCUAACAUUAAUUGCCCAUGGGUGUGAUAAAUUUCUCAGUUUUUGAUCUUAGGCAUUUUGGGGGUUAAAUGUUAUAAGUUGAGUCCUUUUCACAAUGAAAUAAGUAGUCUGAUGUCUUGCCAUUAUGACAUCGGGAAUGUAGCCACAAUAUAAGAUGAAACCACUGAUUUUCAUUUUAAGAUAAUAAUCAGGUUGUUUCCUGUUGGUUUUUUUUAAUGAGGAGCAGUUAAGAAGUACAUUAAAAAAUCUAGAGAAAGUUGGGAAGAUCAAGAAGCAUUUAAAUGGCAGCUGCCUUACGACAACUAUAUUGUUUCUGAUGUACUAGACAUACAGGUUGGAUUUUUCAGUUCAAUGUAGGAUUUUUAAAAAGAUAAUUGGAGGAACAUAUUUUCAGAAUAUUUUAAGAUGUUAAAAUAGUAUUGGCUUUAUUAUAUUCAUGGCCAUGGACACAGUAUGCCGGAAACAUACUGCAAUCAUACAGCAAAGUUAUCCAGAUUCUGCACCUGCAAUCUGAAUACUAGUUUGCUCCUGUGCUCCUUUGUUCACCUGAAAGGAGAACCACAACUAGACCUUUCCUAAUGACAACCCUAUGCAGAUCUAUCCAAUAAUCCCCAAAGGUGAAGGGAUUAAUCUCCCUUAUAGAAAUGCAAAAGAUGCCAAUUCCCAGAAUUCAAGCUGUAUGGUGCAGUCAUGGACACAAUGACCACAGUCCUCCCUGAAUAUAAUAACUAGAUAAAUACAAAAGAGUUGUGUAAUUAAACAGCAUUCUUACUCUCAGUAAAUCACCAGCAUUAGCUGUCCAUCAGAAAUGGCAGCUACUUCUAUUUUGGGAGGUAGUGAAUGAUUUUAAUAAAAAGAGUAGGUCAUGAAACAGUGGUAAUAGGUUGCACUGAUAUUGUGCCUUGACUUCACAAGUCCAAACUCCACUGAAAUACAAUGACUUGCUUUUAAGUAAGUGUUCUUAGGUUCACAAAUUUAUCAAGUAAGGGUGCUGUCAUCUGACCUGAAUUUAUUGUACAUCAGAGCAUCUUUGCCUGCCUGCUUAUAAUAAAUGUUUAAAAUAAGAUCAGUAUUAAUACGGCAGCAUUAAUUUAAAGUUAUUGAAGAAAAGAAAUUAUUAUGAAGCCUUGCACUAGCUCUUACCAGAGUGCCAAAAUGUCUCACUUCCAACAACAUAACAGUUCCCAUUGACAAAAAAGAACAAAAAUUAAUGCAAGCAAAGAAAAUAAUUUAAAUAUAUUUUAUGCGGGAUUUACCUUAACAGGAAGUUGCUAAAUUCAUUAAUGUAGUUUGUUGUAGUUCAUACUUCUUUCUGCUCCUCCAUGCAAGUGAUAUUAUAAAAUAGAAAAACUUUCAAUCUUUUUUGUGGACUGGCUUUUGAAACAGAAAAGAAAAUCCCCUUUCUGUCCUAAGCAUUCAGAUAAUUAUUGUAAGCAUUAUUUUUUUUCCAGGUCUGUGGCACUUUCAAACUGCCCAGCCCUUAUCUGCCCUUUUGAGAAUUUAGACAUUCUUGGAUUACCUACCAAGAAUGGUCACAGCCUCUUUGAAAGCACACAAACCAGCUACUGGAAGUUUUCUCUCCAUACAGCUGGCAUUUUAAGCCUUUCUCUGCUGCAGAUUUAUAUACGAGGUGCUAUCACUGGAUUUGGGAUCAAGGGAAGGCUAGUAAGAUAUCUCAUGAUAUUGUUACAUGCUGUCAUUCCAAAUCUGCUUUCAUGUUCAUUGGUGCAAAUCACAUUUAAUUGAAAUGAUAAAAUAUACAUAGACUUUGCGUUUUUAAAAUGGCUUGAAUAUUUGUGUUUGUUUUAAAGAUAACAUUACUGGAAUAGAAUCAUUAAUGUCAUAAUAAUGGUUUCAGCUCAGCUCAAGAUGAAUGCAUAAAAAUGUUUGUAUGAUGUGCAUUCAGUACACAAAGUGUAAGACAAAUGUGGGGGUUACAUAAUGUGUGGAACUAAGUAUAUUGUACUACAGUUUUUUGCUCAUAUUGCAGUCUUCCUUGGAUCCGCAAAGACAGAGAGCUUAAAUAUCAGGUGAUAGAUAAUUAGGAAAACUGCUGAUCCCCCAUUUUUGAUGCCGAGACAGAUUGAAAAACAGACCCGCAGCAUAGCAUGAUGGCAAAAUUAGCAGGACAAUUCAGGCUUCUUCUGUGAGCCUCCCAUGGAUAAAACAAAAUACGGUGCCUCUUCUAACAUGUGACUGAAGCAAAGGCUACACUCAACACUUCAGAGAAGUGUAAUGUAUUACUAGCUUAUGCAGCAGUAUAGAACAGUAGAUGACUUCUCUAUGUUGGACAGGUAGUUUGAAUAGAGUCAAUGGGAUUUACUUUCAUUGGAGAAAUACACACAGAGCUAUUGUAUUUCAUAAUUUGGGCCUGCAAGCUCCUAUCAUGUCAAGUAUAUGAUACACAAACACUUCAUAAACUCACCAGAGUGCCUCCACUUUGAGUUCUGGAUCAUAAAAGGUAUUCUAGACAAAUUGCUCUUCUCUCUGUGAGAAACUUACCCACACACACCCCUUGAUGCUAGUUGAUAAUCAUCUGUAACAGUACUCUGAUUUUCAAGUUAACAAUGCUGUUAAAAUGGAUAUAUAUCAAACACCUGCCUGUGAGCAUAAAAGAUCUCAAUAGGGCCCAAUGAGUAACUUAUAUGUCAUCAAAAGACUUUCCAUUUAAGGGUUCAUAAUUCUGCAGGUAACCUUCUGUGAGUGACUGAAUGUGACUGUUGCAUUAGGUUUAAAUGAGUAAAUAAAUGCAAGUGGGACUUACUGUAUGCUAGAAGGGAGUUUUGCAACCAAGACAGCCUUGUACAAAUGUGUUUGCACUGAAAAAGAAAUAUUAAAAUUACUUGGUCUCUGGUUGCUGUAAAGGUCAUCCAAGCUGGAUGUUCUGUUUAUAUUGUACAGAAUUUCAUAUGAAAUAAUUACAGUUCAUGAAAUGUCUUCCCUUAACGUUACUGAUUUAUAACAGCACAUUUGUGACAUGGUUUUUAUUGUGUCAGUGUACCAUAUUGUAAAUGAUGAUAACUUGUCAUGCUUAGUAAAAUAACUUAAAAAAAGGACAGGGAUUUUUGUAAGUCUAUAUUUGAAAGUCCCUUCAUAUGGUAAUACUGUGUUCAUGUUGUUUAUGUAGUGUUGUGUGAAAUAUCCAUUUUGGAUUGUGUUACUUUUUAAAAUAUUAAAUAACAUUUG
Molecule: messenger RNA, 12807 nt
Organism: Ahaetulla prasina
Lineage: Eukaryota; Metazoa; Chordata; Lepidosauria; Squamata; Colubridae
Gene: STOX2
Product: storkhead box 2
Exons: 4
Coding region: 3499-6162 (887 amino acids)
Biological process (GO): positive regulation of transcription by RNA polymerase II
Cellular component (GO): nucleus; cytoplasm
Molecular function (GO): DNA-binding transcription activator activity, RNA polymerase II-specific; RNA polymerase II transcription regulatory region sequence-specific DNA binding
Source: RefSeq, a predicted model, not a curated record